Xenopus laevis (African clawed frog) is the source of this 4204-nucleotide messenger RNA. Its product is annotated as zinc finger protein 585A. NCBI's taxonomy places the organism in Eukaryota, Metazoa, Chordata, Amphibia, Anura, Pipidae. The record is from RefSeq and is a predicted model, not a curated record. The transcript is spliced from 7 exons. The coding region runs from base 378 to 3719 and encodes 1113 amino acids.
GGAUACGAUUAGGUCUGUAUGAACACAGACAUAGAAACCUAGUUAUAACUGUUACUAAAAAAAAUAGAGUGGUGUGUGCUACAUUGAUGGUUUCUUUUAUUUCUUAUUACAAUGCAGUACAUGAGUAGGUAGCAUCUUGGUAAUUUUAAUUAGAGUUUCAGCAAUAUAUACUGUAUAUACACUGUACAUUUUUAUAAUAGUGUAACAGUAGUAACAAGAACAAACAUAGCAAUAUAAAUAUGCCCAGUAACAAAGAUUAAGUAGCACUUCUUAAAAGACACAGGAGGAAGGCGGUCCAUGUACCAACAGCAUAUACAGGAGAUGGAAGUGAAUUCAGAAAUGAAUACCAUACAGGUCUAUACUCAGUGCACUGGGUUAUGGCAAAUGACAUAUCUUGUUGCUUUUAUAAUGGCACCAGUGAUGAAAAUCCAUUUCAAAUGGGUGAAGAUAAUGGAAGCCGUGCUAGAAAUUGUGAAAAAACGAACAAAGAUGAGAUGGAAAAUACUGACUUUUCAUUAGAAACAUGUGGUGGAACUAAUACUACAGACAGGACAGCUCAUAAAGCUGAGAAACGUUUCUUUUGCAUUGAUUGCGGGAAAAGCUUCACACGCAAGUCUACUCUUAUAGUCCACCAGAGAAUUCACACUGGGGAAAAGCUUUUUAUGUGCACAGAAUGUGGUAAGAGAUUUGGUCUGAAGUCCUCUCUUGUCAGACACUUGAGGACACACAUACCCAAGACCCUAAACUUUUGUCCUGAUUGUGGCAAAGGUUUUUCUAGAUAUUCUAGUCUUUUCCAGCAUCAGAAAGUUCACAGGCAUGAGAAACUCUAUAAAUGCUGCCACUGUGAGAAAAGCUUCUCUUGCAAUUCUUUACUGGCAGCUCACCAAGCAAUCCAUAUGGCUAAUGAGCUGUCUGAUGGAAAACAACACAGGGAGCAAAUAAGUGACCAAGACAAAAUAAACGAACAUUGUAGAAAAGACAAUAUGGCGGAGCUGCCUGCUUUCAAAGACUCUGCUAGAAGCUUUAUUAGAGAGGAAUCUGGUAUGAGACCUCCACCACCCUACACAGAAAAUUCUACUUUUUUCAGUAAAACAGAGUGUGAGGAGAUCUACAUAAGCAUCAGCUCUCAAGAUGGUGAAACAGAGGUUGAUGAUACUAAACCAGCUAGUAAGAGAAAUAGUUAUGUGAAACCUUGCAAGACCGACAUACAGAAAGAAAAUCAUACAAUGAGUAUAGAGGAAUCUAAAGAUUUAUCAGCGCAGUUGGAAAGGACAACUCAAAAAGAAGAGAAGCGCUUUUUAUGUAUCGACUGUGGAAAAAGCUUCACACGCAAGUCAUCUCUUAUUGUACAUCAAAGAACCCACACUGGCGAGAAACUCUUCAUGUGUACAGAGUGUGGGAAGAGGUUUGGUCUUAAGUCAUCUCUGGUCAGGCAUAUAAGAACGCACAUGCCAAAGACUAUAGAUAUAUGUCCUGAAUGUGGCAAAUGUUUCAGCAGAUACUCUAGUCUUUUUCAACAUCAAAAAUCUCACAGGCUGGAAAAACCCUUUAAAUGUUCUCAGUGUGAGAAAAGUUUUUCUAGGACAUCUCAACUUUUAAUUCAUCAGAAAUGCCACAAGAGCGGGAAGGCAUUUGAUAAAAAAGAACAUAGGGAAAAUGUCAGGUGUCAAACCAAACUCAGAAAUGGUUCUAGAUAUGAUAGAAUUCAGGAGACCCAUGCUUACUCACAAUGUAGCAAAACCUUCAGACAAAAAGAAUCCUUAUUGCUCCACCAAAGAAAACGUACAGUUGAUCAACUUGAUCAAUUUUCAUCUCACCCUGACUCACCAGACACAAAAACUACUACAAAUGAAAAACCAGGAAAUCCCAAAGAUAGCGCAAAGAAAUGGAGCAAAGAACCUGAACCAGAGAAAGCAGAUGGUCUAAAUGGAGAGAAAAGAUGUCUGUGCAUUGAUUGUGGGAAAAGCUUCACACGAAAGUCAUCCCUGAUUGUACAUCAGCGAAUACACACAGGGGAAAAACUCUAUAUGUGCACAGAAUGUGGCAAGAGGUUUGGUUUGAAGUCUUCUCUUGUCAGACACGUGAGAACCCACAUUCCCAAAACCCUUAACAUAUGUCCAGAUUGUGGCAAAUGUUUCAGUAGAUAUUCUAGUCUGUUCCAGCACCAGAAAGUUCACAGACGUGACAAACAGUAUAAAUGUUCUCCUUGUGAUAAAAGCUUUUCUCGGCCAUCACAGCUUUUACUUCACCAAAGAAACCACAAAGGAGAAAAACUAGUUGAGAGCAAAGAAUCUGAGGAUAACUGUGCUCAAGAUAAAUACCAUGAACAUACUGGAUCUGAUGCAACUGAGAUGUCCCAUCUGUGUCUGCAGUGUGAUAAAAGCUUCAGUGAAGCAGCUGCUUUAAUCAGACAUAAAAGAAUACACACAGAUAGCAGUGAAUCCAGGACCAAACAUAAGGAUGGAGAGUCCUCACAUGGUCAUUCUGAUUCCCUAGAUAGGAACUCAUCACUUCUGUCAAUACCCAGUAAUGCUGAAGAACAUUUUAAAAUCCCUUCUAAUACCAGCCCCAUCAUUACUAAGCCUAUUUCAGAGAAACAAAGGAGAAAUGGGCUAGAAAAUCAGAAAUGCUCAGAGAAAUUUAGAGACCGAGCAAUAAAAAGAGCUCACGGUGAGAAUCAGCACCUGUGCAGCGAGUGUGGAAAGAACUUUACGCGCAAAUCAUCUCUUAUUGUGCAUCAAAGAAGUCACACAGGGGAGAAACUCUACAUGUGUUCAGAGUGUGGGAAGAGGUUUGGACUGAAGUCCUCGCUUGUCAGACAUCUAAAAACACACAGUGGGCCACCGAUCAAUAUUUGCUCUGAAUGUGGUAUAUACUUCACCCAUUAUUCUGACCUGUUACUACACUUACAAGUCCAUAAAGGUCAACAACAGUUAAAAGUCAGUGAUGUUUCUAAGGAGGAACCUAAAGAGUGCAAGGUUCUCAUAGAAGGCCAUGAAUCUCUGGAGGAAAUUUCCAUACUCAAGGAACAAGAAGUCAGUCGAAGUAGGAUUCAACAUCCACUGAUGGCUGAACCUGUCCAUGUAAAUCAAUUACUGGAUUCAAAAUGUUCUGAUGAUGAUAAGAGAAAUCCAUGUGAAGCAUCUGUGCAGGUGAAGGAAGAACUCCCUGAGAAUAUAUAUACUGGUGAGCAAAACACAGAAGAAGAAAAGAAUGAAGAAUUCCCUGCUUACCCUUAUUUAAUUGACUGGGGAGUUGAAUUUGAUAUUUCAAAACCCCUCAAUGCUGAUGACAACCCUGGGAAGGUGCAGGAAACCUCGAAAAGAAAUGAAAUCCAUUCAGAUAAAGGUAGCACCAUUGGGCAGGAGAUUCCCAGCUUUGAAAUAAAUGUUUGGGGAAGAUCUAAUAGUACUGAGAGACAUUACUGUGGAGACAAACGCUUUUUGUGUAUCGACUGUGGAAAGCGUUUCACACGCAAAUCAUCCCUCAUUGUACACCAGAGAACCCACACAGGGGAAAAGCUGUAUAUGUGUACAGAAUGUGGCAAGAGGUUUGGUCUUAAGUCCUCCCUCGUGAGACAUCAGAGGAUUCACAGCACAGAGUUUUUCACAUGUACUCAGUGUGGCAAAAGCUUCAGGGAUUAUUCUAAGUUUUUACACCACCAGGCAAACCAUACAGGGGAAUGGUCAUAUAGAGAGCCCCAUUUAUCCGUCAACUAGAAGCCCCUGUGCAUUACAAUUACUCUUAACCUCAGCUUUAAACUAUUUUGAAAGAGAAUUAUAUUGCUCACAAAUCAGUUUUUGUAACAACACAAACAUUCUGUGCAGAUGUCUGAAAUGAGCCCCUUGAACAGGGCAACGCUCAGUAUUAAGCCACAAUAGUUCCUUGCAACAUACAAAGCAUUCUUGGAGUAUCUCCCAUACUAUACUUUUAUGGUUUUAAGUCUUGAUGUAAAGAAUGUAAAUAAUGCAUUUGGCUAAAGGCAGCAAAAAAACUUUAUGUUGUGCAGAUAUAUUUUUUGUGCUAUGGCCCCCACACUUGAUUCUAAUUACGACUUGUAAAGCGUUGACAGUUAACUUGCUUUUUUAAGUAUGUGUCUUUUAAAUAUUCUCUCUUUCCACUGUUACAAAAACAAUGUUGAGGAAAUGCCAAAAAAAUGUGUGUUGUUAUUAAUUGCUGGUUAUUAAAACUUUGUGAAGUAUAA